AGGAAAGAAAAACUUAAAAGUUGGGCACCAAGAACUCACUAGCCACCACUCCUGCGCUAUGAAAGCUACCAAGAAGACCAGAAAAUCCACGGCUCGAAACACUGGAGCCAAGAACAGAAAGAAGAAGCCCAAGUACCUGAGUCUCCGCCUCCAACUUUCCCAACAAACCCACUCGCCACUAAGACCUGCACGUGUGACGCGUCAACGGCACAAACAAGAACAGAAGCAACGGCGGCUGCAGCAGCAGCAACAGAUCCCGCUUUUCGUGGAGGACAUGCACGAUGAUCACGUGGCCAUGCUCUUCGACACCUCCACCAACAGCACGGCCGCCAGUCUCCAAGGCAUCCUGGAGAACUCCACCUCUGCCCCCUCCACGACUGAGCGGGAGGAGCCGUUAUCACCAUACGCGUGCGCGGAGGAGGGGUCGCGGCUUGUAAGGACGGCGAUGAGGUGUAAGGAGAGGGAUGCGAGUGAGGAGAAGUGGGUUUGUUAUGCUGAAGUGGUGGAGGAGGUGAAGAAGGAGCAGGAGGAGGUAAGUAGUUGCUGCUGUGCUACUACUGAUGAUCAUCAUCUGCAUCAUGAUGAUGAUGGUUCAUGGUUGAAAGGUAUAGAUCAUCAGAGGAGCAGUGGUGGUGGGUCCACCACCUCCUUGGUUCUGAAGCUUGAUUAUCAACACAUAUUGAAUGCUUGGUCAGAUAAGGGCCCGCUUUUUGUUGAUGAACAAGUUGUCCCUGAUUUGCAUGACCCAAACCAUGGAUCAACAGAGUGCUUGGGAAGUGUUGGGAAUAUAUGGAGUGUUCCAGAGGUUGGUAGCACCAAACCGAAAGAGGAAAGUGGAACAAAAGAGGGGUGGAAGGUUGCACAAAGAGAAGCAAGCAUAUUGAGAUACAAGGAAAAGAGGCAAAACAGGCUCUUCUCUAAGCGUAUUCGAUAUGAAGUCCGUAAGCUUAAUGCUGAUAAGCGCCCUCGUAUCAAGGGUCGUUUUGUGAAGAGAACCGGAGAAGACUGAAGAACAGAGUUUUGAACAUAAUAUUAUUGCCUCAUAUGUGGAACCUUGUUCUUUCAAUACCUUAAUUAUUUUCCUAUACCAUCUUUUGUCCAUUUUGUCUUCUGCAUGAUAUGGGCAA
Tripterygium wilfordii is the source of this 1127-nucleotide messenger RNA. Its product is annotated as zinc finger protein CONSTANS-LIKE 8-like. Gene Ontology annotation, molecular function: protein binding. Bases 59 to 1009 code for a protein of 316 amino acids. The record is from RefSeq and is a predicted model, not a curated record. Gene Ontology annotation, biological process: regulation of DNA-templated transcription. NCBI's taxonomy places the organism in Eukaryota, Viridiplantae, Streptophyta, Magnoliopsida, Celastrales, Celastraceae. The transcript is spliced from 3 exons. Gene Ontology annotation, cellular component: nucleus.